UGCACGCGAAAAGCAUUUUGACAGUACAUAAUACACAGCUACAUCUCGAGAGUUUGCUCGGUUGGUAAGCAUUCUUCGAUCGCUCAGUCGAGAGCGAUCGAAUCCUAUUUCCUCUCUAAUGGAGGAAUUCGAGCAGCAGGCAAUUACUGCUUCCCUCUCAUCACUCCGGCUGUAUUACGAUAUUUUCCUGAGUUUCAGAGGCGAAGAUACUCGAAACAACAUCACAAACAGCUUAUACAACGCCUUAUACUCGAAAGGCCUUCGAGUUUUUCGAGAUUCCGAGGGGUUAACUCAGGGCGAUGAGAUCUCAACAGGUCUAAUAGAAGCAAUUAACGAUUCUGCUGCUGUAAUUGCUAUAAUUUCCCCAAAUUAUGCUUCUUCGAGAUGGUGCCUCGAGGAAUUAGCAACGAUCUAUGAGCUGGGUAAACUCGUUCUGCCUCUGUUCUACGGAGUUAAUCCGUCGGAUGUACGGAGGCAGUUAGGGCCAUUUCUCGAUGGAUUUAGGGAUUUGGAAAGGAAGUUUUCACCGGAAAAAAUGGCGAGAUGGAGAAACGCCAUGGAAAGAGUUGGAGGAGUCUCUGGUUGGGUUUACGAUAAUGGUGACGAGUCACAGUUGAUUCAGUUGGUGGUGCAAAGAGUUUUGGAUGAAUUAAGCAAUUCCCCAAUGGUUGUAGCUCCGUUUGUUGUUGGAAUUGAGUACAGUCUGGAAGAACUCAUAAGACAGUUGGAUGUCAAGAGCAACGGUGUCAAAAUCUUGGGGUUGCAUGGAAUAGGAGGAGUUGGUAAAACAACUCUUUCUAAGGCUCUUUACAAUAAACUUGCUUCUGAUUUUACACACAGGACUUUUAUCUUGAAUGUUAAGGAAAUAGCUACUCAACAAGGCAUUAUGUCCCUUCAGAAGAAAAUCAUACAGGGUCUCUUCCCUAGCAACGCUUUCUCCUUCUCCCCUGCUAAUGCCAUUGAGGGAAGAGAAAAGUUCAGGCGAAUGCUUCGAGAAAAGCGCAUCCUGCUGGUCUUAGAUGAUGUUGACGAUGUUAACAUACUAAAGGCACUAAUUGGGGGGAAAAGUUGGUUUUUUGAAGGAAGCAGGGUUGUCAUUAGUACUAGAAACAAAGAAAUUCUGAUAGAAGACAUCGUUGACGAGACGUUUGAGGUGAGAGAAUUGGGUGAUACUGACUCACUAAAACUAUUCAGUUACCAUGCAUUUAGAAGACCAGACCCAUCCCCAACUUUUCUGAAAUUAUCUAAGCAAAUUGUCUCAAUUACUGGAAAGCUACCAUUGGCUCUCGAAGUUUUUGGUUCUUUCUUGUUUGAUAAAAGAAGCGAGGAGGAAUGGGUAGAUGCUCUAGGAAAGCUAAAACAAAUUCGCUCACCCCGUCUUCAAGACGUCUUGAAAAUAAGUUACGAUGGUCUUGAUGAUGAAGAGAAGUGUAUAUUCCUGGAUGUUGCAUGUUUAUUUCUUGAUCAACUAGAUAAGAAAGUCGAUAAUGUAAUUGAUGUGAUGGAAGGAUGUGGUUUUAGAGCCAGGAUUGCUUUUGACACAUUGACCACUAGAUCAUUGAUUAAGGUGAUUGAUGGUGGGGACUUGUGGAUGCAUGACCAGAUAAGAGAUAUGGGAAGACAGAUUGUUAGGCAAGAAGGCUUUUCCGAUCCUGGAAAGCGCAGCAGGCUCUGGGAUGUUGCUGAUGUUUUGAGUGUGCUACAAGGAAGGAAGGGAACACAACAUAUCCAAGGGAUCAUCCUGGAUCAGCACCAGAGGUACUCAUCAAAGAUCAAAACAGCAAAAGCAAUUACUAGAGAGCGAUUUCAAGAAGUUCCCAGUUUCAGUUCUGCGUUAGCUUACAUUAAAGAGUUAUACAAAGGUCAAUUUCAAAAUGAUGCAAAAGAAACCAAUGAGUUAGUAUUGAAUACUGAAGUAUUUGAUGGAAUAGUUAAUUUGCGGCUACUCCAACUUGAUAAUGUGAAACUAGAGGGAAAUUUGGGGAAGUUACCUUCUUCACUAAAAUGGCUCCAGUGGAAAAGAUGCACUCUUUCAAGUUAUUAUUCUAACUAUUACCCAAGUGAACUUGCCAUACUUGAUCUCUCAGAGAGCCAAAUAGAGAGGAUUGGAAGCGGGGAAUGGACCUGGAGUCGUAAAAAGGUGGCCAACAAGUUGAAAGUUAUGAAUAUCUCUGAUUGUCAUAAAAUAUCAGCUAUUCCCGAUUUAUCAAAGCAUAAAAUGUUGGAAAAGUUGAUAGCUGAGCGUUGCAGCAACUUGCAAAGGAUUCACAAAACAGUUGGGAAUUUGACAACUUUACGUCAUUUAAAUCUAAGAGAUUGCCGCAACCUUGUUGAAUUUCCAGGUGAGGUCUCUGGGCUGAAAAAUCUUAAAAAGCUGAUACUCUCGGGUUGCACGAAGUUGAAACAGCUACCUGAAGAUAUAGGCAAGAUGAAGUCUUUACAAGAACUUCUAUUAGAUGAGACUGCUAUAGAGAAUUUGCCUUCAAGUAUAUUUCGCUUAACAAAACUUGAAAGGUUAAGCUUAAACCACUGCUACUCAUUGAAACAACUUCCUGGGGUAGUAGGAAAUUUAAGUGCUUUGAAGGAACUCUCUCUUAAUGGCUCUGCCGUGGAAGAAGUACCCGAUUCUAUUAAAAAUUUGGAGAACCUUCAUACACUAAGCUUAAUUAGGUGCAAGUCACUUGCUGCUCUUCCCCAUUCUGUUGGCAACCUCAAAUCUUUAGCAAAUCUCUGGCUUUAUGGCAGUGCAAUAGAAAUUAUACCAGAAUCUAUCGGUUGUCUAUAUUAUCUUAGGUCCUUAUCGUUAGGAAACUGUCAGCAGUUGACUGCAUUGCCUGUUUCAGUUAAAGGAUUGGCUUCUUUGGUUGAACUUCAAAUAGAUAAGGUUCCGAUCCGUUGUCUUCCACAUAUUGGAGCCCUUAAAUCACUGAAGACUCUCGAGAUAAGGAACUGUGAGCACCUUGGCUCACUACCCGAUUCCAUUGGAGAAUUAUUAGCUCUUAGAACAAUGACUAUUACUCGAAAUGAUGCUAUCACAGAGCUGCCAGAAUCAGUUGGAGAGUUGCAGAAUCUCGUCAUAUUGAGAUUGACCAAAUGUAAGCGUCUGCACAAACUGCCAGAUUCUAUUGGGAAACUAAAGAACUUAGUACACUUGCUAAUGGAGGAGACUGCAGUAACAGUAUUGCCUAGAACUUUUGGGAUGCUAUCGAGCUUAAUGAUUCUGAGGAUGGGAAAGAAGCCUUUCCUUCAGGUACCACAAAGUACUGAAAUCACAGAAACAGCUACCUAUGCAGAAAGGGAAACCGUACCUAUUGUGCUUCCUUCAUCUUUCUCAAAGUUAUCCUUGUUAGAAGAACUUAAUGCACGUGCAUGGCGAAUAGUUGGGAAAAUACCUGAUGAUUUUGAGAAACUGUCAUCUUUGGAGUUCAUCGAUCUCGGUCACAAUGAUUUUUCCCAUUUGCCGUCUAGUCUGAAAGAACUACAUUUCUUGAAAAAGCUCUUAAUUCCCCACUGCAAACAGCUGAAAGCUCUUCCUCCUCUUCCUUCAAGUUUGCUCGAGAUAAAUGCCGCAAAUUGUGGGGCACUAGAGAGCAUACACGAUAUCUCAGAAUUAGUGUUCUUGCGCGAACUAAACCUCGCGAAUUGCAUGAGUUUGGGCGACGUCCAAGGUGUCGAAUGCUUGAGAUCCUUAAAAAUGUUACAUAUGGUUGGAUGCAACGUCUCUUGUGCCUCUAUUGUUAGAAACAAACUUGAUAAGCUUGCGGUGAAGAACUUGGAUAAUUUGAGUAUUCCCGGCAAUGAAAUUCCAAGUUGGUUUACUCCGAAUGAGGUGCAUUUCUCAAAGCACGAAAACAAUGAUAUCAAAGCAGUGAUUAUUGCCAUAGUUGUUUCUGUGAACUGUGCUGAACCAGAUCAUUUACGCGAUGAACUGCCUGUAGUCCCUAAUAUCUUUGCAAAAAUCAUUAGAGCAAAUAGACCAGUAUUUACUACUGGCAUGUACUUGGCAGGAGUCCCAACAACGCCCGAGGAUCAAGUUUAUUUAUGCAGGCAUCAAGAUUAUCAUCCAUUAGUAUCUAUUCUUGAAGAUGGAGAUUCUAUACAUGUCGGCUUGGGCAACUUACCCGUUACAGGUAUUGAACUGAAGAAAUGUGGAAUACAUUUAGUACAUGAAAAUGAUGAUGACUAUGAAGGUAAUGAAGAAUCAUUGGAUGAAACCCAACAAUCUGUAUCAGAAAGAUUAACCAGGUUUUACGGAGCCUCUAACAGAGAGAGCAAUAUCUUCAACUCGAACUCAGCUCAAGAAGACGAAGAAGGGGAAGGAACAGGUAACUUUUUUAGUUUUGUUAAGGAGAUUUUUUGUGCUCUGAAGUACUUUUUCUUCAAGAGAUUUUAUACCUCAUGACCGCGGUUGAAUAUGAACGUCGUGUGUUUGUUUAUACUGUGAACAACAAUGUACAGAUAGUUAUGCAGUGAAUAAUAAUGCAGUGAGAAUUUAAAAAAAAUGUUGUUUUUUAACAUGAA
This is a messenger RNA of Solanum pennellii, 4521 nucleotides long. Its product is annotated as TMV resistance protein N-like. Gene Ontology annotation, biological process: defense response; signal transduction. The record is from RefSeq and is a predicted model, not a curated record. The transcript is spliced from 6 exons. Lineage: Eukaryota; Viridiplantae; Streptophyta; Magnoliopsida; Solanales; Solanaceae. The coding region runs from base 119 to 4402 and encodes 1427 amino acids. Gene Ontology annotation, molecular function: ATP hydrolysis activity; ADP binding.